CGCUCUACGAAAUCAGUAGCAAAAAAACUCAUUCAACAUGAAGAUCUUCAUCGUAUUGGCCAUGUUGGUGGCAGCCGUUUGCGCUUUGCCCCAAUUCGGUAGUCCCUACUACGGUGGCGGUUUCGGACGCCCUGGAUUUGGCGGCGGCUUUGGUGGCCCUGGAUUUGGUGGCGGUUUUGGUAGCCCCUACGGAGGCGGUUUCGGACGCCCUGGAUUUGGCGGUGGCUUCGGAGGUCCCGGUUUUUACCGUCCCGGAUUUGGUGGUGGUGGCGGUGCGGCCUCAUCUUCUGCAUCUGCCUCUGCUGCUGGUGGUGGCGGUUUCGGCGGUGGUGCUGCUUCCGCAUCUGCCUCAGCCUCAGCUGCUGGUGGUGGAUUCCGCGGUUAAAAAUUAAACCCCCGUGUCCCUAGUCGAUAUUAUUUCGUUUAUAUUUAUUAAUUCAAGUUAAUGUUGAAACAACAAUUUUUUGUUGUAGAGAAUUUAAGAACAAAAUAACAAUUUUGUUAUUUUAAAACAAAUAUUUUUAAUGUAAGAGCCAAACAAAUCAUUUAAGAACAUAAACAUAGACAUUUAGUUAUAAGAAGAAAAAAAAUAAGAAUUAAAAUAAAAGCAAACACUUUGCAAGAAAGUCAA
Molecule: messenger RNA, 631 nt
Organism: Musca domestica (house fly)
Lineage: Eukaryota; Metazoa; Arthropoda; Insecta; Diptera; Muscidae
Product: glycine, alanine and asparagine-rich protein-like
Exons: 1
Coding region: 38-385 (115 amino acids)
Source: RefSeq, a predicted model, not a curated record